GCUGCAAAUGGUCAACAAUUUAAUUCCACAUUCAAAAUCAAAUGCCAAAUUUACCACAAAGUCGGCUCAUUACUACCAAUGCCAAACGAACCUUAUAAAUUUUUACAAAUUUACUUUAUGGGUGGCGAGGACUCCGAACGGGCACUCGCCAAUCGCGUGAAUACACGUUGCAACUAUAAUCACCUCAAUUCACCAUUUGCAACGCGCAUUGUCAGCGAGCUGGACGCUCUGCUAAAUGAGCACAACGAUUUGUUGAAAUUAUUCAAAUCACAUAUGCAUAAGCUACAAAGUGACAAUCACGCUAUUUUCAUCAAUCCUGAUAGAACACCAGCUGGAGGGCAUAUACGUCGAUUCAACGCACCUGUUGUUGACGACGUGGCUGGAAUCAUGGUUGGCGACCAUACAGCUACGCGACAAAUCGUGAUUCGAAGAAGAAAUAAUUCUCUUCAGUCCAUUCCUGAUACCCAUCGUUUAUAUGAUGCUCUCCAAUAUCCACUCAUUUUUUGGAAGGGACAAGACGGAUAUUGCAUAAACCUUAGGCAACGAGAUCCGGUAACAGGAACCGAAACAAACAAGAAUAUUAGCUCAAAGGAUUUCUAUUCGUUUCGGUUGAUGAUUAGACGUGGUCAGGAUAAUAUCAUUCUACGAUGUCGUGAGCUUUGCCAACAAUUUAUGGUCGAUAUGUACGUCAAGAUAGAGAGUGAACGACUACGAUACUUGCGAUUUAACCAACAGAAGCUGCGUGCGGAAGAAUACAUUCACUUGCGAGAUGCUAUUGCCAGCAACGCUGAUACUGCCGAAAUCGGUAACUCUGUCAUCCUACCAUCAUCGUACAUAGGUAGUCCACGUCACAUGCAACAAUACAUACAGGAUGCUAUGACCUUCGUACGUGAAUAUGGACGACCGUGCUUUUUUAUUACUUUUACAUGUAAUCCAAAAUGGCAGGAAAUUACAUCGUUAUUAUUACCUGGACAAAGUGCAAUACAUCGUCAUGACAUUACAGCACGUGUGUUCAAACAAAAAUUAAAGUCUCUAAUAAGCUUUAUUACAAAAUUGCAUGUAUUUGGCCCUACACGUUGUUGGAUGUAUUCGGUUGAGUGGCAAAAGCGAGGAUUACCUCAUGCUCACAUCUUGAUUUGGUUUAUCCAUAAAAUACGCCCUGAUGACAUCGAUAGUUUAAUUUCUGCAGAGAUUCCAGAUCCAUCCACUGAUCAAUUACUGUUUGAUAUUGUUACUGCAAACAUGAUUCAUGGCCCUUGCGGAGAUCUGAAUCGUUCAUCGCCUUGCAUGGUAGACGGAAAAUGUACAAAGCGUUUUCCUAAAGAUUUCAUCAACGAUACGGUUACAAAUGUAGACGGAUAUCCAAUAUAUCGUCGAAGGAGUACCGAAAAUGGCGGACAAUCAUUCAUUAAAACUGAUGAAAUGUGUGUCAAUGACGCCCUUGGGGCAAAACUAUGGGGGAAAGUGCGGACCAGCAACUGGGAUGAUAUGCGUGAGUCGUUAUAAACCUAAUGAAUGUAUUAAAGUUGCAA
This is a messenger RNA of Drosophila willistoni, 1532 nucleotides long. RefSeq lists its product as uncharacterized. Bases 79 to 1506 code for a protein of 475 amino acids. The record is from RefSeq and is a predicted model, not a curated record. NCBI's taxonomy places the organism in Eukaryota, Metazoa, Arthropoda, Insecta, Diptera, Drosophilidae. The transcript is spliced from 2 exons.